UCUGCCUGAUGGAGAUGAACCAGGAGGAACUGGCCGACACACUGUGGGGCGGAUCUGCUGCUGUUGAGUGCCAACAUAAAAUCAAGUCUCAUUUGAAGAAGAAGUUCAAGUGUGUGUCUGAGGGAAUCGCUAAAGCAGGAAAUCAAACGGGUCUGAAUGACUUCUUCACAGAGCUCUUCAUCACAGAGAGAGGCAGUGGAGAGGUCAACAAAGAACAUGAGGUCAGACUGAUUGAAACAGCUUCCAGGAAACCAGCCAAGGAAGAAACACCAAUCAAAUGUGAAGACAUCUUUAAACCCUUACCUGGACAAGAUCAACCAAUCAGAACAAUAGUGACAACCGGAGUGGCCGGCAUUGGUAAAACCAUCGUAACACAAAGGUUCACUCUGACCUGGGCUGAAGGCAAUAAAAACCAGGACAUACACUUCACAUUUCUCUUAACUUUCAGAGAGCUGAAUUUACUGGAAAAUAAAGAGUUUAGCUUGGUGGAACUUCUUCAUCGCUUCUUUAUUGUGACCAAAGAAGCAGGAAUCUGCAGAUAUGAACGGUUCAAAGUUCUCUUCAUCUUGGAUGGUCUGGAUGAGUGUCGACUUCCUCUGGACUUCCAGAACAACCAGACCUGGACUGAUGUCAAAGAGCCGACCUCGGUGGACAUGCUGCUGACAAACCUCAUCAGGGGCGACCUGCUUCCCUCCGCUCGCAUCUGGAUAACCACUCGCCCUGCGGCAGCCAAUCGGAUCCCAGCUGAGUGUGUUGACAGGGUAACAGAGGUGAGGGGAUUCACCGACCCACAGAAGGAGCAGUAUUUCAGUAAGAGAUUCAAAGACGAGAAGCUGGCCAACAAAAUCAUCUCCCACGUCAAGAAAUCACGAAGCCUCCACAACAUGUGUCAAAUCCCAGUCUUCUGUUGGAUCACUGCUACAGUUCUGGAGGACAUCUUAAAAAAAUCCCAGAUAGACGAGAUGCCCAAGACCGUGACUCAGAUGUACAGCUACUUCCUUUGGGUUCAGUCGAUACAGGGGGACAGGAAGUACCAUGGGAGAGCUGAAACGGAUUCAUACUGGGGUCCAGAGAGCAGGAAGAUUAUUGUCUCUUUGGGAAAACUGGCUUUUAACCAGUUGGAGAAAGGCAACCUGAUCUUCUACGAGGCUGACCUGGCAGAGUGUGACAUCGAUAUCAAAGAAGCCUCAGUGUACUCAGGAGUGUUCACCAAGAUCUUUAAAGAGGAGUGCGAGAUGUACCAGGACAAGGUCUUCUGCUUUGUCCAUCUGAGCCUCCAGGAGUUUCUGGCUGCCCUUUAUGUCUUUCUGUCCUUCAUCAACGAUGGUGUCAAUCUGCUCUCAGAAGAACCGCCCACCUCUGGGGAAGAUAAACUCCUCCUCCUCUACCAGAAUGGUGUGGACAAGGCCUUACAGAGUGAGAACGGACAACUGGACUUGUUCCUCCGCUUCCUCCUGGGCCUCUCUCUGGAGACCAAUCAGAUUGUCCUACGAGGUCUGCUGGGACAGACAGGAACUAGCUCACUGACCAUUACAAAAACAGUGUCUUACAUCAAGGAGAAGAUAGAUGGAGACCUCUCUCCAGAGAGAAGCAUGAACCUGUUCCACUGUCUGAAUGAGCUGAACGACCGUUCUCUAGUGAAGGAGAUCGAACAGUACCUGACAUCAGGAAGACUCUCCAGAAAAUCUCUCUCUCCUGCUCAAUUGUCAGCUCUGGCCUUCAUCCUACUGACAUCAGAAGAGGGGCUGGACGUGUUUGACCUGAAGAAAUACUCUGCUUCAGAGGAGGGUCUUCUGAGGCUGCUGCCAGUGGUCAAAGCCUCUAAAACAUCUCUGCUCAAUGGCUGUCAUCUGUCAGAGAGAUGCUGUGAAGCUCUGGCCUCAGUUCUCAGCUCCAACUCCUGUAGUCUGAGAGAGCUGGACCUGAGUACCAAUGAUCUGCAGGAUUCAGGAGUGAAGCUGCUCUCUGCUGGACUGGGGAGUCCACACUGUACACUGGAAACUCUCAGCUUGUCUGGCUGCCUGGUCACACAGGAAGGCUGUGCUUCUCUGACCUCAGCUCUGAGCUCCAACCCCUCCCAUCUGAGAGUGCUGGACUUGAGCUACAAUCACCCAGGAGACUCUGGAGCUGCGCUGCUCUCUGCUGGACUGGAGGAUCCACGCUGGAGACUGGACACUCUCAGGUAUGGAGAGGACAGCUCACCGCUCAGGCACAAUGUCUCCUUCAAGGAUUCAAGCCGCUGCUAGAUGAAGUGGUUUGAAGAGGCAGCUGUCACUCAUGUUCUGUAGAAAGUGAUGAGACAGCAGAUGAUGAAGGUGAAUGUUUCAACAUGCUGCUCUCACUUUGAUUCCCCCCCAGUG
Molecule: messenger RNA, 2360 nt
Organism: Gadus morhua (Atlantic cod)
Lineage: Eukaryota; Metazoa; Chordata; Actinopteri; Gadiformes; Gadidae
Product: NLR family CARD domain-containing protein 3-like
Exons: 4
Coding region: 9-2246 (745 amino acids)
Molecular function (GO): protein binding
Source: RefSeq, a predicted model, not a curated record